AAUUCCUAGUAGUCUAGGUCUUGGUGGUGGUCUCGUACGUCAACUACCAAUGCAAAUGUUUUCAUAAUAAUUCUCGAAAAUGUUUAGUAUCUACGCAAUAAAUGUUUUUUAAAUUUUUUUAUCGCUAUAGAUUUAUUGAACUUUGACGUAUUCAACUGUCAUAUUUAACGUUGACGUGUAAUGUGUGCUUUUGAAUAUUUUAAAUAUGUUUAUCUAAUCAUCGGAGUUUAUUGAUGAUUCUUGUUGUCAUGUUCAAAUGCAAGACACAAUGAGUUGGUUCGAUGCCUCGGGAUUUGCCAGUUUGGCAAAGUCUGCGCUCAAGGAAGCUCAGAAGACUAUAGACAAAGCUCUGGACAUAAAGGAAGAGGAGCAGCAUCAGCAGCAGCAGCAAAAAGUAACUGAGACCCCGGUGAUUGAUGACAGCAAUUUUUUCGCAACUUGGGGCAUCAAAAGUGAGAGCGGCAACGCUCAGACUGCGACCACGAGUAAUUUUAAACAAGACUCUAGUAUAUGGGGUAGUUUCACUGGAUCCUUUUUUGAACCUCCUAAAAUAAUUGGCGAUUCCAAGAGCAAAACAUCACAGAGCUCUGGAUCACUACGCGACUCCAGUGACCAAAGUUUGGACACUUGUUCCGUAACAUCUUCGGUAUCUUUGCCUGAUAAAUUAGCACACAUCCAAAACAAAAUAUCAUCUAGCUCGCAGUCCGUUGAGUCGACAGAAGAUGACUCGGAUAGAAUUAUUAGGUCGCGAGACAAAAGUAGUAAAGACUUUUCAAAUUCAGAUUCUAAAACUGACUCGGAAAUCGAGUCAUCUAAAAGUAAUGCUGAUAAGUUUGCGUACACUGGCAGUAAUUUGGGCAACAGAGUUUCGUUACUGUCAUCCGAAAGCGAUAAAAAGAGUUCUGAGAGUGUAGAAAUUCUCGGUUCAAGGUCUGAUACGAGUACUGACUGCACCACGACACCAGAGUCGGAAAUUGUAUCGGCGAGCGACUCGCUCAGUGCAUCGACUUUAGAUUUAAAAAAAAAUUCCGAGUCUGUUGAAAUUUUACCGGACAGUCUGGUAACAUCUCCUAGCUCUGUUGAAAUUCUUGAAGACCGUUCUAAAACGGAAAGUCCAUUUUUAUCACCAUCUGAAGAAUAUCACAAAUCUCCAGAUGCUCCGACAACAUCCUUUGAGCCUGAAUCAGAAUCUCCACAUGAUUCCUCAUCGGAUAUAUCGCCUUAUGCAUCACCGAUGGAGGGGUCUAAGAGUCUGAGACUUGGCGAGGACACCGAAGAAUUAACUCCUAGUCAAUUAGUGUCUUUUCCAAUUACGCCAUUGGUUGAAAAAUCGUCUAGUUCAGUUGCUCUGGAAAGCUGUCAGACUGUCGACGAGUCAGAUGAGAUAAGUCAGGCUGAAGAUUCCUACACUUCAGCAUCAGAAAGCACAAUGAUGACAAUAAUGGAGACUUUCCAUCAGCAACUAGAUCAGAAACGCAUGCACGACAGUUGUUCCGACACUUCAAAAUCUGUUUGUCCUACUUCGGUGUCCAGCAGUCAACUGGAAUCAAGUUUAGAUUCUCUCAAAGAUGUAAAACAAAGUCUCCAUCUGCCCAUCGAGCCAAUCACAACUCAGCCGAUUCGUAAAGUUGAGAGUUUGGCUGAAAAAAUGGAAUCUUUUGAUCCAGACCUGGUGAAAAGUGCUACGAUUGAGCCUUUGAACUCGGAGUCGACUUUUGAAGUUGAGAGAGCGAAAAAUCCACAGGAUUUCAGUCCUCCCGAUCAACAUGCGAUACUUACAGAUUCAAGUUGCGAAGGAACGUUAGUCGACACUAGUUCUGAGGAAAAUUCAGCGAUAAAAACAAAUAAAGAGACAAAUUCUGAAGAAGAAGGAUCACUAACCUCCAGUUCAUACGUAAAAAAUAUGCUAGCUGAUGCAAUGGUAGAAAAAAAUGAAAUGCUAGUUGAUUUAGAACGACAUGAUAUUUCACAUCGCGAACAUUCGCCCAUUUCAUCAGAGAGCCGAUCAGAUCUAGUGAAAAUAGGAUCAGAUCAAGCGAGCGGACACACGAGUGGCGAUGAGUUAGAAACUACGACAUCUAGUGACAUCGAAAUUAUUUCCAGGUACAGCCCAAAUGGUGAUUCAAGUUCAACGCAAUCGCGGCAAAGUCCAGCGAAUCUCCAUUCAUGUAAAGCUGGAGAUCUUUUGACAAAAACUUUGAAGACCAGAGGCCACAGUCGGGAGCUCAGUGAAAUUAGUAUUUGUUCUGAUGACAGUAUUAAUGAAACAGAUAAAUUACGGAAACGUAUUCAAGAAUUAGUUGAAAUACUAGAAGUACGGGAGUCAAAGCUAAUUGACGUGAGUCGAAUGAAUAUGGAUUUGCAUGAACAAAACAAUCAUCUGAAAAUCCAGAUAGACAGUUGGGAAAAACGUGCACAGCAGCAUCAAGAUGUUAAUCUUAUAGCCGACGAAUAUACACAACGUAUGUCUGUGUUGGAAAAAAAAUUCCAGCAAACAAUCAGAGAGCGUGAUCUGCUUAAAGAUCAAGUGGAGAGUUUGAAGAAAGAGUUGUCGGAUCAGUCCUCGUCGUUGAACGCUGAGAAAGAUGAAAUCAUCAAGCAGCUGCGAGAGGAGGGUGAGAAACUGAGUAAACAACAGCUGCAGCACUGUAAUAUUAUUAAAAAAUUGCGGGCCAAAGAAAAAGAGUCGGACGCAACCAUGAAGAGCCAGAAAGAACAGUUGGAAGAACAGAACUUGGAACUAGACCGAUUGAAACGUUCGCUGAAUGCUAAAGAAGAAGUGGAAAGAAGUCAAAUAGAAGCUGUUCAUACUCUUACAGCAAAAGUUAAGAAACAGGAGAAGGAAAUUUUUUCAUUGCAAGAAAAGUUAGACAACACGAUGAAUAAAAUGAAUGCUUAUAAAACAAGUCUUGAUGCGGCAAAAGUCGAAUUGGCUGAAACAAAAUUAAAUUUUAGCGCCGCGGAGGAGGAGCUAAAGCAAGUACUGGAAAGCGCUGGAGAGUCGUGUCGGCUAUCAGCUCAAGUUGAAGAUCUUAAAGUUAAGUUACGUAGAGAAGAAGAAAAUCAUGUUAAGAAAAUAGAUGCUUUGAAACAGGAGAACAACGACCUGUUGAAACGUCUCGAAGCUGCUGAAGCCAGAAGCGAAGAGCUUUCAGAAUCAGUUUCCCUUGCCACGAAACCACUGCUUCGACAGCUCGAACAACUUCAAGCGAACCUGACACACAAAUCCAAUAGUUUUAUGAAACAAGAGAAGAUAAUGUCGGAUACCAUUGACGAACUCCAAACAAAGUUAGAUAACAUGCUCGCUGCUGAUCGCUCCCACGUCGAAGAAAAUAUAAAUUUAAAGUCUAAAAUAGUAAUGCUAGAGUCACAAAUAAAGCGCACAGAGUCUGAGCGGUCUAAAAUAGACGAAUUGUCAACGCAAUUUAAAUCUGAAAAUACAAAACUCAUUGCGGAAAUAGAUAAAUUAAAAAUGACAAUUAAAAGUCUUGAAAAAUCUCACGCUGAGGAAGUCAAAGAAUUUAAACGCGAGAUAGAGUCGCUGAAAGAUAAACUAUCGACGGAAAAAGCAGCAAGUGAUGCUGAAAAAAGGAAAAAUAAUCCUGCAUUGGAGCAUCAGCAGAGCACUGGAGAGGAGUCACGUCUCAGUCCAACUUCCAGUGUCAGAAGAGACUCUAUCAGUAGUACAAAUAGCGUUUGGCUUGCGUUCAAUGAUUCGAUAUUUGAUACGAGUUCUGGACGCUUUCCAAAUGUUUACGAUGGGUUGAGAACUAGUACAAAUACGACAUCGACCAUUGAAACUUUGCAAGCACAAUUAAAAGCUCGCGAAGGUGAAAUUCAAACACUGCAAUGGGAAAUGUCACGCAAAAACACAGAACGCGAUGCAUUGAAUAUGGAAUUAUCAAAUUUAUCUAUGAAAGUCGAAGAACUGACCGGUAAAUUGAUUCAAGUCGAGGCACUCAAUGCUAAUUUGAGUGAAAUACAAACAAGGUAUGACGCAUUACUUCAAAUGUACGGAGAAAAAGUCGAAGAAACGCAAGAGCUUCAAUUGGAUCUUGAAGAUGUUAAGGAAAUGUAUAAAAGUCAGAUCGAUCAGCUGUUGAGAAAAGAUACUUAGAUCCGAUUUGAAUUUCAAAAAAACAUUCCGCCUAAAAUUUCGUGUGUUUGAAAAGUGCAAUACGCCGUCGCAGGUCGGCUGCAAGUAUUCAGAGGGUUUUUAAAUAUUUAAGGACAUUCUCUGUCUACACCCCCCAGUUUUUAAAAAUAUUUGAUGAUUUUUAAUUGUAGGCUGAAUUUAAAUUUUAGGAAUUUUAAAAAAGUUGAAGCAUUAAUUGGAAAAAAGAAAACGCAGUUACAAUUUUCCUGAGGUAUAGAUUUGAAAAAAAAAUUACUUCGUUGUUAUCAAUUAGGAGUUAAACGAAAUUUGGAAAAUGAAUUUCAGUAAAAUCUUCAUGCAAUUUUAUAAUUCAAAUUUUCAAAUUUUGUAGGCUAAAAUUUAUUUACAAAAUUUUGUUUGACUCCUAAUUGAUAACUAAGUAAUUUUUUAAAAAAUCUAAUUAAUUAAUAAAAUUUAAAUGCGAUCAUUACGAUUGAAAUUUAAUAUUUUUAAAAAGGUGGGGGGGGGCGAGAAUGACCUUAAUAUAAAUUAUAUUUUAAAUGAAUGUUAUUAUUUUAAAUAGAUGUUUUUUUUGUUUUUAAUUAAAUUAAUAAAUUAAAAAUUAAGUAUUUUGCUUGUAAGCAGACUUGGAGACUGAGAUUACGGAAAUAUUGGCUGAGACAUUGGGAGGUCAUUGAAAUCAGUCUUAUAUAAGUGAUAUUUGUAAAUAGAUCUAUAUCUAAUUACUAAUAAUCAGUCUUUAAUUAUAAUAUUUUAUUAUAAGUAACUAAAUAAAUAAUUAAUUGUUAUUAUUAUUGAUAAAGAGAAUUUAGGAUUGUACAUAUGGUGGAAUCGAUAAUCAAGUCAUGUAAAUUUCAAGUUAUUUUAUUUGUCCUGUUCCGAUGGCGCCCAUAUAAAUUUUUUUUUUCAUAGAUAGAAUUAAUUAAUUAAUCAAUUAAAAAAUACAUUUUUAUUGUGACAGGUACUUCUAUUAAAUAAAAGUAUUUAAAAAAAAUAAUAAUAAAUAAAAUUUAUUUAAUUAAAUUUUUAUUUUUAAAUCACCAGAGUUUCACAAUUUAAUUUUGAAUAUACUUUACUUUAUUUUGGUAAGGCUUUUUUUUUUAGCUCAGUAAGUACCAAAAAUAAAAAACAAUCUGAUGACAAACCAAUAAUCAUUUUUAUCUUAUUUACUACAACAGUAUGUCCAUUUAUUAAAACGUAGCUAUUACUUUUUUUAAAUUUUCAUUACCUCUAAUAACAUAGCGACGCGGUCAGCAUUAAUUAUCAAAUUUGGAAACAUUAACAUCCAAAACAUGAGAAAAAAAAAAAACAAGUGUUAAUUUUUU
Messenger RNA from Microplitis mediator, 5442 nucleotides. It is a transcript of the gene Tmf, whose product is annotated as TATA element modulatory factor. Bases 257 to 4117 code for a protein of 1286 amino acids. Gene Ontology annotation, cellular component: endoplasmic reticulum; Golgi apparatus. The transcript is spliced from 6 exons. The record is from RefSeq and is a predicted model, not a curated record. NCBI's taxonomy places the organism in Eukaryota, Metazoa, Arthropoda, Insecta, Hymenoptera, Braconidae.